CCUUACAAUUAAUCCGAACCUACUUUUCCUGCAUAGUUUUGUACAUCCACCUUUAUAAAUGAUCCAAAUCUCUCCUCCAAAUUUGCUGUGAGGAGGAAAAAACCCAAGUUACAGAGAGAGAACUAGAGAGAGAUGGCGGUGACCCAGAGGCCUCAUGCAGUUUGCAUUCCAUACCCAGCACAAGGCCACAUUGGGCCAAUGCUAAAGUUGGCAAAGUUACUUCACCACAAAGGCUUCUACAUAACCUUUGUCCACACACACUUCAACUACGCUCGUCUUCUCAAGUCCAGAGGCCCCCACUCUCUCUGUGGCUCGCCAACCUUCCGCUUCGAAACCAUUCCCGAUGGCCUCCCGCCACCGCAGAACCCAGACGCCACACAAGACAUCGUCGACCUCUCCAUCUCCACCGCCAAAAACUGCUUGGUACCAUUUCGUAAUCUUUGUAAUAGACUCAAUUCUAUGUCAUCGUCGGACAUACCUCCAGUGUCUUGCAUUGUCCCCGAUGGGUCCAUGAGCUUCGCACUUCAAGUAGCAGAAGAAUUGGGAGUUCCUGGAGUGUUGUUCUGGACGGUGAGUGCAUACUGCUUUUUGUGCUAUCUACACUUCCCUGAACUCAUUCAACGAGGUUUCACACCACUUAAAGAUGCAAGUUAUCUAACAAAUGGGUAUUUAGACACGGUUAUUGAUUGGAUCCCUGGAAUCAAAAGUAUCCGUUUACGAGAACUCCCGACCUUUCUCCGAACAACCGACCCAAAUGAUCGCAUGCUCGAAUUUGCCAAGGGUGAAAUUCCACACUCUCACAAAGCCUCCGCUGUCAUCUUGAACACAUUUGAUGCCUUGGAAAGCGAUGUUUUGGAGUCACUUUCGUCCAUUCUCAAACGUAUCUACACAAUUGGACCUCUACAACUUCUUCUCAACCGGGUCUCAGACGAUGAUACGAAGGCAAUCGGAUCCAACCUCUGGAAAGAAGAUCCGGUUUGUCUCGAAUGGCUCCAUUCACAAGAACCUGAAUCAGUAGUUUACAUAAACUUCGGAAGCAUAACAAUCAUGACACCCAAUCAGUUGGUUGAGUUUGCAUGGGGACUUGCUCAAAGCAUGCAAAAGUUCUUGUGGAUCAUCCGACCAGAUCUCGUCACGGGUGACCUAGUUUUUCCACCUGAAUUUGUGACACAGACUGAAGAUAGAGGCUUGUUAGCAAGCUGGUGUGACCAAGAGCAAGUGCUGAACCAUCCCUCCAUUGGAGGGUUUUUAACACAUUGUGGGUGGAAUUCUACGAUCGAAAGCGUGAGUGCAGGAGUGCCGAUGAGCUGUUGGCCCUUCUUCGCGGAUCAACAGACGAAUUGUAUGCGCAUUUGCACGCAGUGGGAUGUUGGCAUUGAGAUUGAUAGUGAUGUGAAGAGAGAGGAAGUGGAGAGGUUAGUUAGAGAGUUAAUGGAGGGAGAGAAGGGUAAGGAGAUGAAGAAGAGGGUGAUGGACUUGAAGAAGAAAGCUGAGGAGGCCACUAGUCCUAGCGGAGGCUCUUCUGUCUUGAAUUUGGACAAAAUGCUAGAGGAAGUGCUUCUGUUCCCUCACAAAGUAUCCUUGGCUUAGAUUUAGCAGCUAUAUAUAAUUAUGUGGGGUUUGAUAAAUUUCCAUUUCAGUUUCAGUUUUUAUGUCACUUGGGAGUGUUCUGUCACUCACCUAGUUGAACAAUGCAACAAUUCUCAGUUAUGAUUUCAGGUGGAAUUCUAUUGCAUCCAUUCAAAGUUUCAGAUAUGUUUCAAUAAUUUGUUGCAUAUUAUAGGACAAUUUUUCAAUAAUUAGUCACACAUUCAUGCUCUAAUGCAAGGAUGAUGAUGGUGAU
Cornus florida is the source of this 1843-nucleotide messenger RNA. Its product is annotated as 7-deoxyloganetin glucosyltransferase-like. Gene Ontology annotation, molecular function: UDP-glycosyltransferase activity. The transcript has 2 exons. Lineage: Eukaryota; Viridiplantae; Streptophyta; Magnoliopsida; Cornales; Cornaceae. The record is from RefSeq and is a predicted model, not a curated record. Bases 133 to 1590 code for a protein of 485 amino acids.